ACCACUCCAAAACCCGCCCCACUCUUCACCUUCCCAAAAUAUGAUACUAAACUAAAAAGAUCUCUCCCCCAAAUUUCUCUGCCCCCCGCUCUUCCUUUUUCUAUAACUAAUUCAAUCAAAGCUCUGUCCAGCUGCAACUAUGGAGAAUUAUUCCUUUACCUCUUAUCCGGAUUCUGGGGAUUCCUCUCCCCGUUCUCGAGAGAUAGACUUUGAGAACCCUCCACCCUGGGACGACCAGCAGUCUCACAACAAUUACAAGGCCAAAUUCAUGUGCAGUUAUGGCGGCAAGAUCCACCCUCGCCCCCAUGACAACCAGCUCUCUUAUAUCGGUGGCGAGACCAAGAUCCUCGCCGUCGACCGCAACAUCAAGUUCGAACCCAUGAUCUCCAAGCUCUCCGCUCUCUCCGGCGACCCCGACGUUUCCUUCAAGUACCAGCUCCCCGGCGAGGAUCUCGAUGCCUUGAUCUCCGUCACCAACGACGACGACCUCGACCACAUGAUGCACGAGUACGAUCGUCUUUACCGUGCCUCCGCGAAGCCCGCCAGGAUGAGGUUGUUUCUCUUCUCCUCUCCCUCGGCCAAUCAGUCUUCUCCCAGUUUCAGGUCCGAGGUGGCCAGGACCGACCGCGAAAGGUUCAUGGAGGCUCUGAACUCGGGCCCUACCGACGCGCCGAAAGCUCCGGCACGAAACGACGUUGACUAUCUGUUCGGGUUGGACAAAGGAACCCCACCGCCACAAGCCGCAGUGAAGCUCCAAGAUUCCUUGCCCGAACCCGUCGCACCACCGCCUCCUGAGUUUUCUACCCGCAUGGUUCAUGGGGACCGCGUUACCGGAUCAGAUCCAGUCGUAAACCCGAUCGAGAUGCAGAGGCAUUUGCAGGAAUUGCAGAGGCUGCAUAUUGGAGAGCAUGAACCGGGGGUGAUGAAUUUCAGAAAGAGCGAUGAAAAUCUAGUCGGAAACUACUCCGGAGAUUACUAUGUCCCCAAGGUGCCGGAAAAGGCUCCUCCGGCCAACGUACCUCAUGCCCCGGCAUUUUGGCAGGAAAAACAAUUCGCCGGAGGGGGUUUCCCGGCAAGUGCACAGGACCAACCGAUGUACAUGAUGCCAGCUCCGGGUCCAGUCUACCAUGCAGCACCACCGAUGGUUCGAGCCAUGGGCAUUCAAAGCACUCAAGGCUACUACACCAUGCAGCGAGUCUCGCCGGAUGUAUAUCGAGACCAGCCGCAGCAGGUUUACAAUGUGGUCGCACCGCCACAAUCGCAGCAACCACCGAUAUCGGCGAAUCCCCCGUCGGUUCUACCGCCACAGCAGGCGAAGAUGUCAGCGUACACGGAGGGGUUCGGGAUGGUACGGCCGGGUGGAGGAGGAGUGGGGAUGAUGGAUACGGUUUCAUACACCCCCGUGACGUACGAUGGCGGGAUGGGGAGACAGGUGUACUAUACACCGGCGACGGCGACUUAUCAAGGCGGCGUUGGUGCGCCUGUUACUGCUGAUAUGAGGAGCGCUGGGCCGUCGAUGGGCCAGGAGGGUAAGGUGGUGAACAAGGUUUCACAAGCUUCUGUUUGAUAAUCAUAAUUCAGUUGCAGAGAUACUCUAUAAUAUUACAAUAACUACAAUACUGAAUAUUUCAUGUUAAUUAUGUGGUUAAUUAUCGUGAUGAUCAUAUAUAUAUAUGGAUUAGGAAGUUUUGCUUGGUUGUGUAUAAGCUUAUGGAGAUGGAAAUGAUUUUGUGAUCCGAUUAUUUUGUUUUUAAGUUCAGAAAA
This is a messenger RNA of Carya illinoinensis, 1764 nucleotides long. RefSeq lists its product as uncharacterized. The transcript has a single exon. Gene Ontology annotation, molecular function: protein binding. Bases 140 to 1567 code for a protein of 475 amino acids. Lineage: Eukaryota; Viridiplantae; Streptophyta; Magnoliopsida; Fagales; Juglandaceae. The record is from RefSeq and is a predicted model, not a curated record.